UCUGCAGCGCGCACACUCUCAGCAUCUUUUCUUGAUCACCCCCCCUCCCUUGCUGAGCCGCAAAAAAGGGUGGGGCCGCCUCUCUGCAGCAGAGACGGCGGCGGCGGCGGCGGCGGCGGCGGCGGUUGCAGCAUCACCAGGGGUACCGAUACGGCAGAGGCAGCUGCACUCUCUGCUCUGUCUGGGUUGGAGGUGACCGCUGCCGAACCCUACUAGGCGGCCGACUUGAACCAGACAGAAAGGAGACAAGAACCUAUUUGCCCAGCCCUCUCUAUGCGCCAUGGCUUAAUCCCACAGCCUCCUUGCCAAGCAUCUCCUCGCUCGGCCUGGGUCUGCGUGACACCGUAGCCGCAGGAAGGGCGCGCCCAGACGCCCUAGGCCUGGACUCUGGGACGCCGAACCUCGCUCUCAUCCGUCACGGGCCACAGCAGGUCCUCUGCCGAAGGCGUUUGCAGACGGUAAUCGAGGGACUUUGUGGACUUUAUUUCAGCUGUAUCUCGUCCUCAGGUGCUCUUUGAGGGAGGAGGACAAGGAAAACGGCUGCUAGGGGGAGGAAGCGGUGGGAAUCACAUUGUCGGGUCUGGAUUGGGGUCAAAGGGAGACUGGGGGUUUCAUUUAGGACCACCAAAAGAGAGAGAGGACCGCUUUUGCACCUAGCAUCAUGGCGUGGCCGUGCAUCACAAGGGCCUGCUGCAUCGCCCGCUUCUGGAACCAGCUGGACAAGGCGGACAUUGCGGUGCCGCUGGUUUUCACCAAGUACUCGGAGGCCACGGAGCAUCCAGGGGCCCCGCCGCAGCCGCCAGCGCCGCUGCAGUCAGCGAUAGCGCCCCCCUCGCGCGCUGUCGCCAUAGAGACGCAGCCGGCCCAGGGCGAGUCGGAUGUAGUUGCCCGGGCAACAGGGCCGGCGCCCGGGCCCAGCGGCGACCGCGAGAGUGCAACCGCCCCCGGCCGGAGCGGCCCGGGCCUGGGCGCGGCCUCGGGCUCCACUUCCGGCUCAGUCACCGCGGACUCGGUGAUGCGACAGGACUACCGCGCCUGGAAAGUGCAGCGGCCAGAGCCCAGCUGCCGGCCGCGCAGCGAGUACCAGCCUUCCGACGCGCCCUUCGAGCGCGAGACCCAGUACCAGAAGGACUUCCGCGCGUGGCCACUCCCCCGCCGCGGGGACCACCCCUGGAUCCCCAAGCCGGUGCAGAUCCCUUCGACUUCUCAACCUUCCCAGUCUAUUCUUGGGGUGCCCAAGCGUCGUCCGCAGAGCCAAGAGCGCGGGACCAUGCAGACCUCUACCGAAGCCCGGGACCCGGAAGGCGGUGGAGGAGCCGGGGUGCCGGCGGCGGGAAAGGCUUCGGGUGCAGACCAGCGCGACACACGCAGGAAGGCGGGACCGGCCUGGAUGGUGACUCGCACCGAAGGGCACGAGGAGAAGCCGCUGCCCCCGGCCCAGUCCCUGACCCAGGAGGGCGGCCCUGCAGCUGGAAAGGCCUCNNNNUCAGACCAGCGUGACACACGCAGGAAGGCCGGGCCCGCGUGGAUGGUGACUCGCACAGAAGGGCACGAAGAGAAGCCUCUGCCCCCAGCCCAGUCCCUGACCCAGGAGGGAGGCCCUGCAGCUGGAAAGGCAUCUGGUGCAGAUGAGCGUGACACACGCAGGAAGGCAGGACCGGCCUGGAUGGUGCGUCGCUCUGAGGGGCACGAGCAGACACCCGCUGCCCAAGCCGCAGGGCUCGAAGGCGGCAGAGGGCGCGCCGUGGCAGAUGCCCUCAAUAGGCAAAUCCGGGAGGAGGUGACGAGUACAGUGAGCAGUUCCUACAGGAACGAAUUCAGAGCAUGGACAGAUAUCAAGCCUGUGAAACCGAUCAAAGCCAAGCCCCAGUACAAGCCCCCGGAUGACAAGAUGGUUCAUGAGACCAGCUACAGCGCCCAGUUCAAAGGAGAGGCUAAUAAGCCCACUGCAGCUGACAACAAGGCCAUGGAGCGCAGAAGAAUACGAAGCCUCUACAGCGAGCCCUUCAAGGAAUCCCCCAAGGUAGAGAAACCUAGUAUUCAGAGUUCCAAACCAAAAAAGACCUCAACGAGCCAUAAGCCCCCGAGGAAGGCCAAAGACAAGCAGGUGGUAUCGGGCCAGGCUGCCAAGAAAAAGACCACAGAGGGCCCCGGUGCCACCAAACCCGACGACAAGGAGCCAAGUAAAGAGAUGAACAAUAAACUGGCUGAGGCGAAAGAGAGCCGGGUCCAACCCGCCAAGGAUGCACAUAAGAAUCAAGGUCCUGUAGCCAAAGAACCACACAAGGAUCAAGGGCCUGUGGUCCCAGGGCUUCCAAAAGGCCAAGGGCCUGUGGUCCCAGAGCCUCUGAAGGACCAAGGCCCCAUGGUGCCAGAACUGCCAAAGGACCGAGUUCCUGUGGUCCCGGGCUCGUUAAAGGACCAAAGCCCAACACCCCUGGGCCCACCAAAGGAUCAAGGUGCUGUAUUCCCAGGGCUCGUGAAAAAUGUAGGUCCAGGGGCCCCAGCACCAGCCAAGGAUCAAGACCACGUGGCUUCUGAGCCUUUAAAGAAUAAAGAUUUGGUCAUCUUAGCACCAGCCGAAGCCAAAAGCCCUUUGCUGCCGGAGCCUCUGAAGAAUCAGAGUCCCGUGGUUCCAGCAAGAGCUAAGGAUCAAAUUUCCCCAGCACCAGCACCUUUAAAGGACCCCGGUCCUGUGACCCCCGAACCUGGGAAAGACCGAGCUCCUUUGAAGGACCUAGGUCCUGUGGCCCCUGAGGCUUGGAAAGACCAAGCUCCCGUGGUCCCAGAGCGUAGAAAGGAGCAGAAUGUCACAGUCACGGCACCUUUGAAGAGUGAAGCCCCUGUGGUCUCUGAGUCCAUGAAGAAUCAAGGCUUAACAGACCCAGUCAAAGGUAUAGAUACAGUGGUCCCCAGGCUUAUGAAGGGAAAUGAUUCUGUGUUUGUAGCACCUAUAAAGAACCAAGGUUUAGUGACCCCUGAGCCAGUGAAGAGCCAAGACCCCAUUAUCCCAGCACUAGCCAAGGACCAAGGUCCCAUGGUCCCAGAGCCUCCAAAGAAUCAGAGCCCUGUGGUCCUUGGGCCUGUAAAGAAUCAAGACCCUAUAAUCCCAGUACCUCUGAAGGGUCAGGAUCCCCUGGUGCCGGCCUCAUCAAAGGACCAAGGUCCUAUGGCCCCUGACCCUCUGAAAACUCAAGGUCCCAGAGGCCCUCAACUGUCCACAGUCUCAUCUUCACCCCCAGUCAUGAUCCCAACAGUUCCCCAUGCAGAAUAUAUGGAGGGAUCCCCUUGACUCCCCUGAAAUGCCAUGAAGGAGCUGGAAGUGGAGGUGCUCCCCUCCUGGGGAGGCAAAGACAUAUAUUUAUUCUGCAUGAAACCGUGCUGUAGUCUUGCUGGAAUCUAAUAAAACCGGUCCCUCUGCCUCA
Molecule: messenger RNA, 3425 nt
Organism: Peromyscus maniculatus bairdii (prairie deer mouse)
Lineage: Eukaryota; Metazoa; Chordata; Mammalia; Rodentia; Cricetidae
Source: RefSeq, a predicted model, not a curated record